Molecule: messenger RNA, 1367 nt
Organism: Eupeodes corollae
Lineage: Eukaryota; Metazoa; Arthropoda; Insecta; Diptera; Syrphidae
Exons: 6
Coding region: 274-1176 (300 amino acids)
Source: RefSeq, a predicted model, not a curated record
GUGGCUCAAUCUUACCUUGAACUCGCUACCGUCGAGACUUCGCCAUUGUGAAGUGCUUACGACAAAAGAACAAACGACCGAUCCGCGAGACUUUAUGUAGUUGGAUUUACUUAAGUGAGUGCGGGUGCGAGAUUUAAUUUUAUUUUACGUGCGAUAAAGUGAAGUGAAACAUUCAAAAACGGACGACAUUUGAUCAGGAAGUGGUGUUUGAUCAAUGAUUGAUUAAGUGUGAAAGUGGCAAUUAAAUUCCUUUCUCUAAUUCCAUUAUUCUGCAUGCGAUUUUUUCGCGCAAAGCUAAAUUUAAAAAUAAUGGGUUCACAUGCAAUAUUGGUGUUAGCAGUUCUGCUGCCGCUAAGUGUAUUAGCACAAGAAACUAGAGAAAUAUCGCCAUACAUAGAUAUAGUAUUCUGCCCUGCAAAAUCACAACCAUGGAGUUGUGCGCGGCAGCAAUCCGGACGGAUAUUAAACUUAUGGAGUGAUCAGUUAGACUCAGAAUGGCAGAAAUUAAAAGUUGAAGCAGAUCAACAGUUCAAUGCUACACUGGAAAGACGAGGCUAUAGCCAAUCAGAAAAUUUAACCAAAGAAAAGCCAUCGACACUUUUGAAGAGAAUCGAAUUGGGAACAAAUUAUAUGAAGGACUAUCUUGCGUAUACAUUUGAUGGAUUCCUAGGACGACAAUACUACUCUGAUGUGGACCGAGAUGAAGAUGUUGAGUUAAGUGACGAAUUUGUUGAUGUUGAAGUAACUCGUGGCAAAAAGAAGAAGAAGAGGAAGGCUCUUAUGAAAUUAGCAUUGCUUGGAGGAUUUUUGAAAGCAAAAAUUGAACUUUUGCUUAAAAUUCUUGGAACUCACCUGCAAAUUAAAUUUUUGGCCAUAGCAGCUGUGGGUCUUUUAAUUAAUAUCGCACGAUUUUGGAUUGAUCUUAAACGAGGAGGAGGUGCUCCACAAAAGGUUGUCUAUGUUGAACAUGCCCACCAUCAGCAUCAUUAUGAGGACCAUGGUGACGAUUGGGGUGAACAAGGAAAUGGUGGAAGCUAUUGGAAACGAUCCAUACAAACUGAUCCAGCUCCAAUUCCAGAACAAACAUCUGAUAAUAUUGGUUAUUAUCAUCCUUAUCAAUCAUCAAAUGAUCCAAGUUAUAUGGCCUAUCAUUCUCAACUUCCUUCGUAUUCAUAAGUAUUAACUUAAAAUUAUACUUCCGGAUUUCCGGAUUAAUUUAUUCAAUUUAAAAAGAAAAAGAAAAAACAUAAUGUCAAUUUUAUAUUAUUUAUUUAUAUUAUAGUGUAAAUUAUUACUUUUUUAAAAAAAGAAAAACAAAUGUUAUUUUAAGUUUAAUUUAUUGAAAAAAAAUCAUAAUAAAACAAUCA